AUGAAUUCAAUUUUGUAAAAUGUGCAGAAAUUUAGAGUUCAAGAUAUUUUGACAUUAUUGAAUUUUCCACUUGCUGACAAAUCUAUUUUAAAUGAUAUUGAUGUAUAUAGAUUUGGAAACAACUAAAAAAUUAAAAGAGGAUGUUAUGGAUGUUAUGGAGAUGUUGAAGGCAUCAGAUAUAUUGUAUUAAAUUGUUUAUUAGGAAAAAUUACUGAUUUAGUAUGAUUAUUUAUUUUAAGAUUAGGCUUUAUUAGAUUUUUGUUAAGACUUUUCCAAUGAAAUCAGAACUGGAAGAUCUAGAUAUCGAGAAUAUUGUUAAGAGAACCAAGAUUAAUUGUUAUAAUAAUCCUUCUAUGUUGUUAUUGAGAAUACCAUUUUAUAUGGAUAUUAUAAUUAUUGA
Messenger RNA from Paramecium pentaurelia, 400 nucleotides. The record is from the annotation of a GenBank genome assembly. Lineage: Eukaryota; Ciliophora; Oligohymenophorea; Peniculida; Parameciidae.